UGUCAUACUUUAAUGCUCGAAGAAGGUAACGAAGUUCAGGGACACGAGAGCAUUCGAUCACUGAACACGCUGAAGUCGAACCUGUUCUUCACCGCAACAACAUCGGCGUGUUUGUCAUGACAAUAAACUAAAAACUGAAACUAAAAAAAACGGUCACGGUCAGAGAGAGAGAGACCGCGCUGUCGAACGUGAGCACAGCGUCUAGCGAGAGCAGGUAUGACACUGAAGGUCGAAGGAGAUCCAGGCUACGGCAGUGUAUCUGCUGGAGGGCGAUUCAUCGAUGUGGACAGCUCAGAGAGCCUGCCUCUCCUUAUCCCAGACAUCCAGCGGCCCGUCUGGAAGCCCCUGAGCAGGGAAGAGCUGGAGAAGUGCGCAGGAGGACCAGAAUGGAAGAAGUUUCGUUCUCGUCUGGCGCUGUGCUUCUGGAUUGGUUGGCUGAUGAUGCUGGGCGCUGCUAUAGCAAUAAUCAUUCAGAGCCCGCGGAUGGAGUCUCCUUCACUGCACUGGUGGCAGAGGGAUGUGUUUUACCGCCUGCAGCCUGCUCUCUUCGUGGACGCUGACAGCGAAGGGGUCAGCCGUAUUAGCAUGGUGUCCGAGCGGCUGCCAUACCUGAAGUCACUGGGGGUCGGGGCAGUGAUCCUGGAGGGGUUGUUCCAGCACGACGUCUCCCCUCCAAACCUGACAGAGAUCGACCAAAGUCUGGGCACGCUUCCACACUUCACGCAGCUUAUCACAGAAAGCCACAAAGCAGGUGUGAGAGUGAUGCUGGAUCUUUGCGAGCUGGAUCUGUUUGAGCAGGAGUUGGGUAAUGGCACCGAUGUUUGGUCCAGUCCAUCAGAGUACAUUCAAUAUUCAUUAAGGUAUUGGCUGGAGCAUGGUGUGUCAGGGUUUGGGAUCUGUGACACAGACGCAGCUUUCUCUACAAAGACCCUAAUGAAGUGGAAUCUGCUGAUGCAAGAGUUUAAUUCACAAGAUGACGAAAGAAUACUGAUGGUGAGGCAGACAGGUAAUUCUCUUCCAGAACUCAAUGUGUCCAACACUGCUGUUAAUGGUUCACUGGUGGAGCUGGUUAUAAAGUCACUGAUCCCCCCAUCACACCAUCCGUUGUCUCCUGCUGAGGUGGCUGAGGCCAUGGAGGCCAGUCUGCAGAUGCCAGAAAGCCACUGGCCGAGCUGGACAGUCGGUGGAAAAGUACCAUGGGAGCUGCAGAGAGCGACUCUAGUCCUGAUCAUGACUUUACCUGGGACGCCCAUUAUCAGAUAUGGAGAUGAGGUCAAUCCAAUUCAGGAUCUGGAUCAGCUGAAUCAUCCUCUAGCCCUCUUCCAUUCUUUGAGUCAAUCGCGUGCCCGUGAAGAAGCUCUACACUUUGGCAGAUUCACCUUUCUUUCCUUUAAUGCCAGUAUGUCUGGUCUCAAUUCUACAUCCGCACCUCCUUUAGCUUUCCUACGCUCAUGGGGCUGCAUUCACUUCCUGGUCCUGUUUAAUUUGGGUUGUGAACCUCGCACUCUGGAUCCGGACUGGGCUCCCAGUCUACCUGAAGAUGGGGUGUUCGUAACCAGCACAGGUCUUGACCGAUUCGGCCCAGUGUCUCUAAGAUCACUAAAAAUGCAGCCACACGAGGCCAUUGUCAUAAAACUGUUUGAAUCCGACAACUCUUAGGACAAGGUUUGUGUUCGCUUUUUCGCUAGUUCAUUAAUAUACUAAUAAUGUUUCAUUUGGGUUAGUUGUAACUAAGAGUAAGCAUUUAUUGCAACUAAAUUAAAAAAAGAGUGUCUGUUUAAACUAAGUGCAAAUAGCCCGCCUUUUUGGCAGAGGCUAUUUACACUAACUCCGCCCACCAAUGUGUGGUAAGGUUAGACAACAUUAAAUAACAGUUACAGUGACGUAGCUGGUAAAGACAUAGAAGGGAUAUACUCUUUGACGCGAUGGAGUUUGAAUCCCACUUUUGCCAAACUCGUUCCUCUCCCUUUUCACGUCACGUAUCAGAUCAGAAAUGCAAUUUGCAAUAAAAAUAAAGGAAACAAUCAAAAAAGUGGAAACUAGCAUGCCUCGCAGGUGUUUAUCGGUCAAGUUUAGGUGUAAAGAUCCAUUUAAUAAAAAUAUAUGAACAAAUACAAAAAAAUAAAUUGUUUUAAAAUGUACUAUGAUAGUAAAGUGCAGAUAUGUGCUAUAAUUCUAGUAAAAUUGAUCACUAUUUGUACUUAAUGUAAAAAGUAUGUUGUUAAAAAAACUGCUAUAUUCAAGUAGUGUCAAAAAGGAAUACAUUAAGUUGCACUUAGUGUAAACAGCAUAUAUUGCAUAUAUUGCUAAUAUUUAUCCAUUAGUGGAUAAAUAUUGGCAGGGGACUGAUGUGCACUUUGUUUCUUUGGCAAAUAAUCUAAUAAAGAGAAACUAAUACAAA
Messenger RNA from Puntigrus tetrazona (Sumatra barb), 2401 nucleotides. Its product is annotated as 4F2 cell-surface antigen heavy chain. The record is from RefSeq and is a predicted model, not a curated record. Gene Ontology annotation, biological process: carbohydrate metabolic process; amino acid transport. Lineage: Eukaryota; Metazoa; Chordata; Actinopteri; Cypriniformes; Cyprinidae. The transcript has 9 exons. The coding region runs from base 217 to 1659 and encodes 480 amino acids.